AUGACCAACUUGCACAAGCCGGACACCAACGGCUCUCUUCAUCUGAAGAAAAUCGAUUCGCUUUCAACUUUCCCUUAUUGGUUCGUUUUUAAUUUUUUUUUUUUAAUUGAGAAUCAGUAAAGUCAGAACUUCAUCUCGAGCUCUGGGUACCGUGUAGGAGAGAAAAAAUAUUUGAAAAUGAGUUCUCUGUGUUUUUUUAUGGCCGGAUGUCAAUUAUGAAGAUUUCGAAGUCCUGGAGCAACUACUUAAAUUCUCACUGUAACUACAGAACCUUUCCGUUUCACACAUUUACUGGGAAAAUUUUAAGUGACCACUCUAGUGUUUGAAGAUUUAGCGGCCACUAUAGCAGUCGGUUAACGGCUACAAUUGGUUAAAAAUUAAGGCUUUUUAGAAGUCUAGUUGGUACUACUAGAUUACCAAAACUAUUAUAGUGGCUUCUUUAGAGGUGGCUUCAGUUUCUUCUCCAAUUAGUCCUUGAGAAACCUUCUAAGUGGCCUCCAGAGUUUUUGCAAUAUUGCCGAUUUUUCAAUUAUAUUUCCAUGUGCGAGCUUAAGAAAAAAAUUUUUGAAACGGAAUUUUGCACCCUUAGCGAAAGUUUGGAAUAUUUUUACCUCGAAUUUUAAGACUCGAUUCGAUAUCGACGGAUUAAACAGAGUUAAAUAAACGAUAUAUUAUUUUUUUUUUCAUGUUUUUAAGUUAACAGAAAGAUUAACGUAAAUCAAAGAUUUUUUCGUUGCACGCGAAUUUAAAAAUCGAUCUCGCGUCAGAAACGUUUUUUAAACUAUCUUUUUUUGUUCCGCAUCGUCAAAAAACUUAUUUGAACUAUUUUAGGGAAUUUGAGUGAAAAUUUCAUAUCAUUUAUCUUUGGUUUGAGUAUAUUUGAAUGGAGGAACUAGCGAUAUCGCGAAUAGUGUGCGUGAAGAAACGAUUUAUUGACACUUUUAAGGAUUUGGUGCCUCAAACUUGCUUUAUUCCUUACUCGAACUUUCUUCAUUCUUACGUUAUCGUAGAUAUUGAAGCGUUUUUGCCUGUCCUAACACAAAAAUCGGGUUUUUCCUAUCAUUUUUCCAUUGUCCCAUUGUCCUCCUUCAUAUCCCACUUUCUCGGUCUUUCGAUUCAUUCGUGUGACUUCUUAUUUUGAGAAAUAACUUUGAAAAUGGUCGCUUUCACGCAAACGUGAGUUCAUUUCAAAGUCUUAUUUUCUAACCUAGAAAAAUAUUAUGAGAACUUUUUAAGAGCACCUCCUUGACAGUAGAAAUUAAUAUUGUCUACGAAAAGCUUUGAUUUUUGUUUGAAUUCGUCGAUAUUUUCAGCGGUGGGAUUAAUGGAGAUGGCCGAACGGCGAGCACCGACAGUGACAGCGAAGUUCCGUAUCAAAUCUCGCAAGCUGCGCUGAGGUCUUUAUGAUUAUUGUGCAUUUUUUCACAUGUUAUUUCGUCUCACCAGCUAUUAGGUCCAUUAAACAAUCAAUUUGCGAUGAAAUGGACGUCUUAUUAAUUUAAAAAAAAGGGUCCUAAAUGACCAUUUAGCGGGUCAUUUAGUAUACCUCCGUAAGUGCCUUUUUUGAGAACCCCCUCUAGCCUUUCCCAGAAAAUCUUUUUCUCCCAGAAAUACUUACGUCGCUCUUCACGAGAAAGUCAACCGGAGGAUCAAAGACGGGACGCCAUUUUUCUCGUUGGAGUUCUUCCCGCCGAAAACCGCCAAUGGAGUCGCGAAUUUUUUCACCAGGCACGCUUUUCCCCCCAAACAUCUUUAUAUUAAAAGCUCUUAUUUAAAAUUAUUGUCCUAUGAUAUUGGAUUGGCAUUCAGACUUGACCGGUUCAAUGAGGGAGGACCAGUUUUUGUCGAUAUCACGUGGCACCUUGGCAGUGAUCCAGGUAUAGUUUUGAAAUUUCAUUGACAAGGUCAUGAGAAAGGAAAGAUGGAGAAUGACCGCUUCUAACUGAACAAAUCGAGUUUCUACAAGAAAAAUAGAAAAACUGCAGCCAACAUGUCGAAGGAGACGUCGUCGUCGUCAAUCGCCGCCGGCUGCAUGAACUUUUGCCGAGUGGACACGAUGCUGCACAUGACCUGCGUACAGUACACCAAAGAGCAGACGAUCAAGCACCUCGAGCAGGCGAAAGCCGUCGGAAUGAGGAGCAUCCUCGCCCUCCGGGGCGACCUUCCGCCCGUGGUUCGUGUCCUGUCUUGUAGUGUAGCCCAUUCAAUCAAUCAAUAUCCAUUUUGUUGGUUUAAUCACAGAUAAAAUCGACAAGACGGUGGGAAAGAACUUUCGGGUUUUAAACGAACAACCGCCUUUGGCGAGCUAGGAGUCCAAAAGUGCAUUUGAUCAAAUUGAAAGCGUAGUCUUACGGUCCUUCGCCUCGUCCUUCUAGGCGUAGUCCAUCCAGUUGCGUCUUGACGAACUCAGAAUACAGCGGUGUUGUUCUGGAGCCUAGAGAGCCAGAAGCCUUGAAAUACCACCUCGAGUGAAGACGUUAGGAACGCCAGCUUGUCCCCAUUUUUUUUCUGCAAAUAAUACCGUAUACUGAACUCGAGCACUUCUCUUCGAAACCUUUUUUACAGAAUUUUAGUUCAGGAUGAUGAGAGCAAGCGGCCAGUGUAUCAAUAUCGCGCCUUGGACAUGAUCAGAUGGAUCCGCGAAGAGUUUGGCGAUUAUUUCACCAUCGCUUGUUCAGGUAUACUGUAAAGUUUGUUGUGAAGUAUUUAUAAAAAUAACCGUUUUUUUUUCCUAUAGAGAAGAUUAGCACACCAAAGUUGGAAGGGAAGCCUUACUAGUUAGUUUUUAGCUUUAUCAAAAAACAAUUUUUCAAAACUCCCUCAUUAAUAGUUUCUGUGAAAAAUUCUAGAUACCACUUGAGAGGUUCUUCAAGGACUACUUGGACUCUAAACUGGCCAGGGAGCCAUUAUUUUGCACCUUAGUGACCGCUUUAGCAGUUUAGUGGUCUAGUAGCCCCGCUUCUUUCUAAAAAAGACCCUUAAUUCUAGCCACUUAGGUUUAAACCAAAUCGACUACUAUAGUGGCCACUAAAACGUCAAAGCUCUAGAGUUGCCACUGAAAACUUUUCCGGUUUUCUCAAGAAGCUUGCAGGAAUAAAAAUAGUGUAUAUCAGCGCGCAUUUCAGGUUAUCCAUUGGGUCAUCCUGAAGCUGCCUCGUACAAGGCCGACCUACAGUACUUGAAAGCCAAGCAGGAUGCUGGAGCGCAGUUGAUCGUCACCCAACUUUUCUUCGAAGCUGAGGUUCUUAAUAAGAUAUUUACGCUGAAAGGAAAUCUAGAAAUAAUCAGAAAGAAGAUCAUAUUUUGAGCCAAAUCUGUCGGUUUUCAGACUUUCGAAAGGUUUGUCAAUGACUGCCGCGAAAUCGGCAUCACUAUCCCAAUCAUACCUGGAAUCAUGCCAAUCAUGGUGAGCUAACUGACGAGACGAAAAUUCAAUUAUUCUUUCUCAGGGCUAUGAAUCUAUCCGACGAAUCGCUUCGCUCUCGCAAUUGACGAUCCCGGAAGGUAUUCUGAAAGAUUUGGAGCCGAUCAAACACGACGACGACGCCGUCAGGAACUACGGAAAAUUCAGGGUGAAUUCUGUCUGAAAAAAGGAGAUCUGUGACACGAGUUUAUCUCGUAUAUAAAUGGGCAAGUUCAGUACUCAUUCGGCCCGGGAGGAGGAGUUGAUUUCCAAAAAUUGUGAAAAAUUGAAAAUAAAAUCAAGUUCCAACCUCGGGGAGAUAUUUUUGGCCGCGGUAAUACAAGUUUUGACUUCAGGGACGUAGUCUCAACUUUGAUUUAGGAUAACCUGGGAGGAGAGGUUGGUGGCCUUUAAAAGUGGUCUGCCCAUGAACGAUCUUGAAUAAAUAUGUAUAUAGAAAUUGAGGAAACUGAAAACGCGUAGCGAAUUUUGAAAUUUUGAAUUCCUCAGCAGUUUUUUUAAAACAAAAUUUCUUCAUUUUGCCUGUUUUCCAGUGCGUGGAAAUGUGCCGAAGACUAUUGGCGAAUGGAACCGCGCCCUCGUUGCAUUUGUAUACGAUGAAUCGAGAAGGAACCUGUCGGUAAGUCAUAAAUAAAUGGGCAAGUGAGAACUCAAUGAGUGCGGGAGUAAGGGUUGACUUACGAAAAACUUUUAAAAUAAGAUAAGAUUUCAUGACAGGGAGGCAAUAUUGACAGAAAUAAAAGUGAUUUUAAACAUCAGGAGGGAAGAGUGACAAUUCAUGAGAACUUGGGAAUAGAGACCUUAGAAGUGGGUCUUCCCAUGUAGGCGGUGAGUUGAUAUUGGCUGUCGAAAGUUCAAAAACUUUUAUAGAAGAGAAAAAAUAUUCUACAGUUUUGACUCGUGCUAUCUUUUUUUCCUGCUAUUUUCAUGAGGCUUCUUUCUUCUUUGGCGGAUCCAUAGGAGAAGCUGAAAAUUUUUCAAAACGCAAAAGAUUAUUCAUCGGCACCCCAAAUUAGCUCCGUUUCGUAUCAGAAAAUUUUCGAUUAAAAAUCUUUUGCUAGAUAGUUUAAAGGAGCAUGAGGAGGUUUCGAAGCGAUGCACGAGUUCUGCGUAUUUAAUUAUCCCAGAAACAUUUAUUUCAAAAGAUUGCUCAAAAAAAAAAAACUAACCAACUACACCCUUAUUUACUGAUAGCUUUAGCGAUAGGUCGCUACAGGCUCUCGAAAAAUUCCUACAAGACUAAAAAGGUCACUAAGUGACUUCUUCUUCAAAAAAAAAAUGUAGUCUGAUGUGGUCACUUAGGAGAUGUUUUUUCUUCUAACAGCAUUGCAUCAUUUUCGACGAUUCUGAUUCCCUUGUUUUCCUCGUUGCUUUUUUGACCCCGAAACUUAUUCCUUGCUGUCUCCGCCAGUUUGAACGUCCUUUUCUUCCUUUACCUUUUUCGGUUUUUUUUUAUUUGACUUUGUUGUAGGUUUCAAAAAUCAGUGAAGUUUCUGCAAAACGGCCGAAAAGAUUUAGCCUUAAAUCAAUGACGCGUUUACCUUGAAGAAAUCUCUUUGCUUUCUGAUUUUUUUUUCAAAGUCUGUCCAGCGUUUCACAAUGCUCUGAUACAACCAAUCAAUUCUUUGUGAAAUUCAUGACGCAAUCAGAGCAAAAAAAAAGUUGAGUUUCAUUCGUUGCGAGUUUGAAUUUUUUUUUCUCUAGAGAUAUAUAGCUUUUCAAACGUUUACUGAAAGGUCAAUAACCGAUUAAAUUCAACAAAAAAAAGCAGAUAGAACGUAAGCGAUACUCGAGGCGACCAGGUCAAAAAUUCCUUUGCAAACUCAUUUGGAACAAAAUCCCUCAAACGAUCAUUUUUCCGUUCUCUUUUGAUUAAAAGUUUAGUGUUUUUUUUUGCCACAAAAGAAAUCUGAGAAAUUGAUAGCCGAUUCAGCUUGACUCAAGGAGACGUGGUCUGUCUGCGCUCUCUACUAACUAGGCACUGUUUCUUUUCUUAUCGUGUCAGGACCCUUUUUUUUAUGGUUCAAGUCAGCCGUGAAAAUUGGAGAAAACGAGUUAUUACUUUGAAAAAAAAACGUUUUGCUUUUGUCAAUCAUUACGAGCUGUUUUCAGUGAGAUCCUCCAAGAGCUUGGCCUCUGGCAACGAAGACCAAUGCGAGCCCUGCCUUGGGAACCUCACGGAGCCAAUCAUCCGCUGCGAUGCAAAGAAGACGUUCGGCCGAUAUUCUGGAGCGCUCGUCCCAAAAGUUACAUCUACAGAACUAGGGUGAACUCCUCCUUCUAACAAAAAAAAAAUUUUUUUACUAGAAAAAUUCGUUGACUUUCAAAAUCUUAAUCUGUUAAGUUUUCAGAAGUUUCCUUACCGCACAGUAUCUUUUCUGUUAGGGACGAACAUUAUUAGAGAAACAAUUAAAUAACUCGAUCAUAUUAAGGAUUGGGAUGAUUUUCCGAACGGUCGCUGGGGCAACAGUUCCUCACCGGCGUAUGGAGACCUCGCCGAUUACUACCUCUUCCACUUGAAGGUCUUGCCAGCCGUUUUUCGUCCAACCGCACCUUUUUUCAGCCGAAUACCAACAAAGAAGAGCAGCUGAUGAUGUAUGGAAAGGAACUUCGGAACGUGGCCGACGUCCAGAAAGUCUUCGCGAAUUAUAUUUCUCAGAAACCCAACGAGAACGGCGUCAAGGUACUGGGGCGUCUGGAAUAUGACUGUUUGAUCAAAAUUCAUUUUCACUCCUAGAAGAGGUCCAGCGAGUUUCUAGUUUUCUGCAUAUCCUAGUUUUUUUUUCUGGAUUGUAUAGUUUUCUUUUGUUUCUUCGGAAACUAAAAAUCGUUUACUGUAGAUACUGUGGCCACUUAUGGGGUUCCUCAAGGACUACUUGGAGAGGACACCAAGGUGGUCACUAAAACCGCCUCUUUAAAGGCCGAUCUAUUUGACCUGUUAGUGGCCAUUAUAGUAGCUCUGUUUUAGCGGCUACUCAUCCGUUUACUAAACUUCAAGCCCCUAAGAUGGUCAAUAAAAUUUAUUCCCAAGAAACUCAUUUUUUUUUCUCUUCUGAAAGAGUUUUUGACAAGUAGUACUUGUAGGUAACUGCCUUGCCAUGGAACGAGCUCGAAAGCGGCGUUCAACCCGAAACCACACUCAUCAACGAGCAACUGCUGUGGUGUAAUGAAAAUGUAAAUUUGAUUGAAACUCUUGGGGUAAUCCCGCUUUGAAAGUUAAGUUGAGACAAGAAGUCACUUGAGAUUACUCAGCAGCUUUAUUAUAGAAAAGGUAUAAUAGGCUCUUGGAUCUUGGAAACUCUUAAGUGAUCCCUAGAAUCGCUCAGAAACGUCCGGAGCACGUUCUUUUUGCGUCAACAAUGUCUAAAAGGUCAUAGCAGGACUGAGAAGUUGUGCGAUAAAGCGCAUUAGCCAGAGUUAGGCGUAGAUUUACGCAGAUUCCGUAACCGAACAAGUAAAUAAGGUAAAACAUUUUUUGUCGUUGCAGGGCAUAUUGACGGUGAACAGCCAGCCGUCGGUGAACGGCGCUCCGUCGACAGAUCCGCUCGUCGGCUGGGGCAAACCCGGCGGCUACUGCUACCAGAAGGCCUACCUCGAGUGCUUCAUCAGCAAAAAGAACGUCGAGACCCUGGUCGGCUUCAUCCAUGAGUACGCGCCGCGCAUCAACUAUCACAUCAUCAAUCAUGAUGUGAGUUGUGAGGGCUUUGUCUUUUGGAGGCAUUCAUCUUCAUCCCUAGGGCCGAAAUCACCUUUUUCAUACAGUAGGAUCGGAUUCAUGUUCGGCCGGUUUUAGCAAAACUGAACCUCGAAUAGCCAAAAAAAAAAAAACACGGGCACCCCUGUUGAGACACCCGGCCAGCAUGAGAAUAGUUUGAGUUCUAUCAAAAGGUCUUCAGGGGUCCUACGACAAGUCGAAUGCGGAAGCGACGACGCCGAUCGCGGUGACGUGGGGCGUGUUCCCGGGAGCCGAGGUCGCCCAGCCGACGGUCGUCGAUCCGCUCUCGUUCCGCGUAUGGAAGGACGAGGCCUACGACAUGUGGAUCAAGAACUGGGCCUGGCUCUACCCGAAAGACUCGCAUUCGCGUGACGUCAUCCAGCACAUCCACGACGAGUUCAUGAUGGUCAACAUCGUUGACAACGACUUCCAGAAGCCCUCCAUCAUUUUUGAGAUCCUCGACCGCAUGCUUCAGGCAACCAGCCAGUGA
Messenger RNA from Caenorhabditis auriculariae, 7629 nucleotides. The record is from the annotation of a GenBank genome assembly. NCBI's taxonomy places the organism in Eukaryota, Metazoa, Nematoda, Chromadorea, Rhabditida, Rhabditidae.